GAGGCCGCCUCGCAGCUUGGGGAUCCUCGGGUGCCGGCGUGGGAGCCCUAAGAGGUGGCCGGGAGCAAUGCCCCCAGCCUGGCGUGCCCCGGACCGUGGCCCCGGACCUGCACCCGAGGUGUCCAGAUUCUCACGGACACCAUUUAACAUGAGGCCAACAUGUGGCAAACUUGCAUGUGAAGUGGGAGAAAACAACAAAAGCGGAAGUAUUUGACUUCAAAGAAGCUUCUGAAAAAUAAGGGAAGGCAGUGCAAGAGUGAAAGAGGUUUUUCCUGGGAUGAGAAGUGAGAGCAAUGGUUUCCAAUAAGGGACCUGGGAGAAAAGGGGCUCUCUGUCACCAGGAAGCUGGAUGAAAAGAGAUUCACUGUUACAGGGCAGGGCCUUGCUGUGACCUGAGAAACUACAGAAACAGACAGGAUGAAGCAGACAGCUGACGGAGCUAAGGAAUGGAUGGAUGUUGCUGACAAAGUGUACUUCCUAACAAAGUCUCCUGCCUCCUUAGUCUUUGAUGCUUCACUGCAUUCAGAGCUGCCAGCUUUUUAUCAUCCUCAGCUCUACAGACUCUGGAGAACCUCAGCCACAGCUCCUCCCAUGUGGCAGCGAAAACAGCAGCUUGUGGGAGCAGAACUUCAUUGAUCCUUCCAACCCAGCCUUGGGUUGGUGAUGGUGAGUCCAACAUCAGAACAGUAUGACAGCUUGCUGCGGCAGAUGUCAGAGAGAAUUGAUGAGGGCUGUGGAGAGACCAUCUAUGUAAUUGGGCAAGGAUCAGAUGGGACUGAGUAUGGCCUGAAUGAGGCAGACAUGGAAGCAUCUUAUGCCACACUGAAGAGCAUGGCAGAACAGAUUGAGGCAGACGUGAUCCUCCUACGGGAGCACCAGGAGGCAGGAGGCAAGGUGCGCGACUACCUUGUUCGCAAGCGCGUGGGUGACAACGACUUCCUGGAGGUCAGGGUAGCAGUAGUUGGCAAUGUGGAUGCAGGAAAAAGCACAUUACUGGGAGUCCUGACACAUGGCGAGCUGGACAAUGGCCGAGGCUUUGCCCGGCAAAAACUCUUCAGGCACAAGCAUGAGAUUGAGUCGGGCCGUACCAGCAGUGUAGGCAAUGACAUCUUGGGUUUUGACAGUGAAGGCAAUGUGGUGAACAAGCCUGACAGCCAUGGAGGCAGCCUGGAAUGGACCAAGAUUUGUGAGAAAUCCACCAAAGUCAUCACUUUUAUUGAUCUGGCUGGGCAUGAAAAGUACCUGAAGACCACAGUCUUCGGUAUGACUGGCCACUUACCAGACUUCUGCAUGCUUAUGGUUGGUAGCAAUGCUGGGAUUGUUGGGAUGACCAAGGAGCACCUGGGCCUGGCAUUGGCACUCAAUGUUCCAGUCUUUGUUGUGGUGACCAAGAUUGACAUGUGCCCUGCCAAUAUCCUGCAAGAAACCCUGAAACUGUUGCAACGACUGCUGAAGUCUCCAGGGUGUAGGAAGAUUCCUGUGUUGGUUCAGAGCAAGGAUGAUGUCAUUGUAACAGCUUCCAACUUCAGCUCAGAGAGGAUGUGCCCAAUAUUCCAGAUUUCUAAUGUCACUGGUGAGAACCUGGAUUUGCUAAAGAUGUUUCUCAAUCUCUUGUCUCCACGGACCAGUUAUAGGGAGGAAGAGCCAGCAGAAUUUCAGAUAGAUGACACUUAUUCUGUCCCGGGUGUAGGAACAGUAGUGUCUGGGACAACACUGAGAGGCCUGAUCAAGCUGAAUGACACCCUGCUUCUGGGUCCAGAUCCCCUUGGCAACUUCCUGCCCAUUGCUGUCAAGUCAAUCCACCGCAAACGCAUGCCAGUCAAGGAAGUCCGUGGAGGCCAGACUGCCUCCUUUGCUCUGAAAAAGAUCAAGCGUUCCUCCAUCCGUAAAGGCAUGGUGAUGGUGUCCCCCCGGUUGAACCCCCAAGCAUCCUGGGAAUUUGAAGCUGAGAUUCUGGUGCUGCAUCACCCCACUACUAUCAGCCCACGCUAUCAGGCAAUGGUGCAUUGUGGCAGCAUCCGCCAGACAGCCACCAUCCUCAGCAUGGACAAGGACUGCCUACGGACAGGGGACAAAGCCACAGUGCACUUUCGUUUCAUCAAGACCCCUGAAUAUUUGCAUAUAGACCAGCGGCUGGUCUUCCGUGAGGGCCGUACCAAAGCUGUGGGCACUAUCACCAAGUUACUCCAGACCACCAAUAACUCCCCAAUGAACUCCAAGCCCCAACAAAUCAAGAUGCAAUCAACAAAAAAGGGAGCUGUUAUGAAACGAGAGGAUGCUGUGUCUCAGAGUGGGACAGCCCCAGCGGGGCCCCCAGCAGGGGAUGAUGCCACUUCAUCAGGAGCAACACCAUCUCUACCUUCUAGUGCCCUGCAGCCACCGACUGCACUGGAUGAAGAGCCCCACAACCGUGAGGGCAAUAAGUCGAAGGUUGGAGGAGGGGGCCGGCGACGAGGGGGCCAGCGCCAUAAAGUGAAAUCUCAGGGGGCUUGUGUGACUCCUGCUGGUGGCUGCUGAACAUCCCCCCUAGCUCCCCACCAACCCCUCCCCUAAGGAGUUCCUCCCCCUCCUUCCAUUUCUUAUCCAAGAGAUCCAGAGCAGCUUAAACCAAAACACCCAUCCCAGCUGAUCAGCUGCAGAAGAACCUUCCCUCCCAGAGGAAUGACCAAGGGGUUAUAAUUUAUAAGCUAAUGAAGGUGAUAAAACACCUGGAACUGAGCGAAUGACAUGCUCCUCCUCCCUCUAACAACACAUUUUUGUACAUCAUGGGCUAAGUUUUUAUUCUUAGUUUUUAUUAUAUUUUAUGUGCAUGAAGAUGACAGGAGAAUCCAGAUCUGUUGGAGAAGAGCCAGCCAGCCCCCCUCUCCCCCCUCCCCUCAAAUUUUGUCUCAUUUACUCACUACCUUCUCCUAUGCACUGUCCCAAAUCCAUUGGCAUUAGAAGAUCUGAAAUUCCAGACCUCCAGGGGUUAGAAAGGUGUGAAAUAGGUGGCUGGCUGGAGGGAGCUGUAAUUCAGGCAAGAUGCCAAAUGAGUUCUGGAACCUCCUUCUCUCAAGCUGUUUUUAAAUGGGUUGAUUUUAACAUGGCAGUGACGGGAGUUUUGGAGGAGGCCUCCAAAGAAUUGACCAGAUAGACCAGAAAGAGGAAGGCAAAUCCCAGAGCAAUCCUAGAUCCUAAGCAGGUAUAUGUUUUCCUCCAUACUUCUUCCCCUUGCCCACAUGCAAAGCUGAGAGCUGUAAAAGUUUUAGAUCAAAACUGGGACCCAGCAGGAUGUCUAUCACCUUCCCUUCCUUUUGUCAUGUCUGUUCAGUGCUUACAGAUCUUACCUGCCCCUCAAGGCUGUGGCAGCCCAGUGACAGUGUUACCAAUGUAGUGCAGGAACGCUGAGUCUGUCCCUUGCCCGGGACAGAGCUGCCUCCCCCGUGACUGAACAGUGAUCGCAGGGGGAAUAAACCCUUUGGGACUGGAGACUGCAAACCACCUUUGCUUGACUCCUCCAUUUGCUCUGAGAUCUCUCUUCAGGACUUGCUGGCUAGCCAAUGCUCCAGGGCUAAUAGAAUUGGUCAGUUGUCUUUGUGGAAGGGAGGACGUGACCAGUCAGUUUCAGAUGUAGGAAAGCACUUUCAGCCUCAGGAGCCACACGGUGGCUUUUUAUACCCACCCCACCCCUUUAUUUUUUUACAAAGUUCUUAGCUUCUUGGAGAGAGCCUGCAGGAGUCUCUGAGCUGACUUGCUUUAUCAGUAUCAUGUCUUUUUAACUUUGGGCUCCAUAACUGAUCAGCUUCCAGCUUGUUCUUAUUUCUCUCCUUCCAUACGCGCCUCUUCAGAGGAGGUCUGUGGAGGACAAGGCUUAUCCUCAGCUGACUUAUGGCAAGCAGUGGGUGUGUUAGAGUCUUGAGGGAGGAAGUGGAGCUAUCAGCAAGUCACUGCUCCCCACUGGAAGUAAGGUCAGCCACUGUUCCCUUUUUGUUCAGGGGCCCUCCACCUCUGAUGGAAAGCUCCUUUUCCAGAGGCAGACUUAAAGCCUCAGCCCAUCUUUAGAGGGACUUCCCUGGUUCUGUCCUUACUGUGGCUACUGCUGGGACAGAGGUCAUUCUGGGUCACCCUGUGAUUUGAAGUCAGCUAAAGCAAGGUGGGCUGUAAGUGUCUCAGGGAAGAGUGGAGCUGAUGCAGGUAUUGGCACUCAGAGCAAGAUGCCGUGAGAGGGAUACAGGACAGAUACGAGGGUAUUUUGCCUUAGAGCCUCUAGUGGCCUGAGCAUGGAUGGGAGUGGGGCAGGAGUACAGCCCCUCUCAAGCUAUGUGCCUAGCUCUCCUGAGGAGGAACCACAUGCAGCUACAGCACUAAUAGCACCCUCCUUGUGAAGGGGUGUGAGGUGUGUCUCGUAUCAAACUGCAUCUGAUUUCACUGUCCUCUGCUCCCAAGGGAGGCAGAGAACUCUAGGCUGACUUACUUCUCUUUCUUCAUUCUUUGAGCUCCCAGUGAAGAAGCCUAGGGUUGAGGAAGGUUUACUUAACUUCAUGCAAAGGAGGUGUUGUGAUCUCUCUCUUGUGACCAGGAUUCAAGGAUCACUAAGGCUGGUGUGAUGAUGUAUAAAAUAAAAAGUUUGUUCCAAGUUAAAUGA
Messenger RNA from Gavialis gangeticus (Gharial), 4624 nucleotides. RefSeq names its product GTP binding protein 1 (gene GTPBP1). Gene Ontology annotation, molecular function: GTP binding; translation elongation factor activity; GTPase activity. Lineage: Eukaryota; Metazoa; Chordata; Crocodylia; Gavialidae. Bases 664 to 2517 code for a protein of 617 amino acids. Gene Ontology annotation, biological process: translational elongation. The transcript is spliced from 14 exons. The record is from RefSeq and is a predicted model, not a curated record.